Molecule: messenger RNA, 624 nt
Organism: Dentiscutata erythropus
Lineage: Eukaryota; Fungi; Glomeromycota; Glomeromycetes; Diversisporales; Gigasporaceae
Source: the annotation of a GenBank genome assembly
AUGCUUUAUCCUCUAAAUACAAAGAUUCUAAAAAACUUUAUUGAAAACGCUUGUUCAAAUGGAUUUGCCGCCGCUAUUCUUUAUGCUUAUAAUUAUCAUAAGCAUUUAAAUCCUGAUGAUGUUUGGCUUGCAAUUUCUCAAGGUGUUAGUUAUUAUAUUAAUUAUAAUCCUGAGAAAUUUCGUGAUAGAUUCGUUCAACAUAAUAAUUACGGAGUUGAUUGGCCUGAAGUUGUAAAUAGACUUGUUACUGUAACUGAUAGCAUGUCGAAAAAUCUAUUUAAAGGUUUCUACUAUUUGAUUUGUGGAAUUCCAAAAGUUACUUUCGAAGGAACCCUUGAAGAUUGGAUGAAACUUCAAGAAAAGAUUACUCAUUUAAGAAAAUUAAAUUCAGAAUUAGAUUUUUGUACAGUACAUGGUUCUGGUGGUGAAUUAGAUGUCAUUGUUGAUGUUCCCUUUAAUUUAUAUGGAUUAAAUUUGAAAUUCAUGGCUGGAUUUAUUGGUGCGAAUCAAGAAAUUCUUAAAGAUUCUGAUGGUGAAUCGGUUGUUACUCCGGUAAUUGGAUGGUCUAUUAUAGAUAAUCUAAAUGACACCGAUGAAUCUGAUAGGUAUUAUUCUGGUGAGUAA